GCUGUGCAAAAGGAAGAAAACUUUGUCACCCAGCUGGAGACGUCCGCCACGCGUAACCCGGAGAGAGACCAGAACCAGGACGGCCUGUGGCUGUGAUUUGGCAUCUGAUGGGCCCGUAGGAGGAAGAGGAAACGAGCCCAGCGCUCGCGCCGACCGCCAUCCCUCCCAGGUGGCGGCGGCGGGCGGCGGCGCGAGGUACCUGCUCCACCCUCCCUCCCCGUGCCGGUCCCCACGCGGUGUCUUCAGGGGGCAGGACAGCAGGGACGAGCGCGCGGCUCGAGGCCGACGGCAGGGGCCGGGCUAGGAAGGAGAGGACCGUAUUCCAGGAACGAGUCACCCGGAAUUAACUUCUGGUUAAAGUUAUGGGAAGCGCGGCCAUGGACACCAAGAAGAAGAAAGAUGUUUCCAGCCCGGGCGGGAGCGGCGGCAAGAAAAACCCCAGCCAGAAGCGGCGAUCGCUGCGGGUGCUUAUUCCGGACCUGAGCUCUUUUGCCAUGCCACACCUGGAUGGAGACCUGGAGAGUUCAGAAAAGCACUCUUCUCAUAAGGUGGACAGCCCCUUCGGCUCCGGCAGCCCCUCCAAAGGCUUCUUCUCCAGAGGCCCCCCGCGCCGGACGUCCAGCCCCGUGUCUGCUCCCGUGAGGCCCAAGACCAGCCCCAGCUCCCCCAAAACCGUGUUCCCGUUCUCCUACCAGGAGUCCCCGCCGCGCUCCCCGCGGCGCAUGAGCUUCAGCGGGAUCUUCCGCUCCUCGUCCAAAGAGUCGUCCCCCACGUCCAGCUCGUCUACCUCGCCCGGGGGCAUCCGGUUCUUCUCCCGCUCCAGAAAAACUUCCGGCCUCUCCUCCUCGCCAUCGACGCCCACCCAAGUGGCCAAGCAGCACUCCUUCCCCCUCGAGUCCUAUAAGCAGGAGCCUGAGCGACUGGAAAACCGCAUCUAUGCCUCGUCCUCCCCUGCGGACACGGGCCAGAGGUUCUGCCCGGCCUCCCACAGCCCGGCCCGGCCUCCGGCAGCGUCCCCCGCUCACUACGCUCCCUCCAGAACCGCGGCGCUGGCGGCCCCGGGACCCGUGGAAGCCGGCAUGCUGGAGAAAUUCGAGUUGGAAGAAGAAGCAGAAGACUCGGAAAGUGGCGUUUACAUGCGAUUCAUGAGGUCACACAAGUGUUACGACAUCGUCCCAACCAGUUCAAAGCUCGUUGUCUUUGAUACUACAUUACAAGUUAAAAAGGCCUUCUUUGCCUUAGUAGCCAAUGGUGUUCGAGCAGCGCCACUGUGGGAAAGUAAGAAACAAAGUUUUGUAGGAAUGCUAACAAUUACAGAUUUCAUAAAUAUACUACAUAGAUAUUAUAAAUCACCCAUGGUACAGAUUUAUGAAUUAGAGGAACAUAAGAUUGAAACAUGGAGGGAGCUUUAUUUACAAGAAACAUUUAAGCCGUUAGUGAAUAUACCUCCAGAUGCAAGCCUCUUCGAUGCUGUAAACUCGUUGAUCAAAAAUAAAAUCCACAGAUUGCCAGUUAUUGACCCUAUCAGUGGGAAUGCACUUUAUAUACUUACCCACAAAAGAAUCCUCAAGUUCCUCCAGCUUUUUAUGUCCGAUAUGCCAAAGCCCGCCUUCAUGAAGCAGAACCUGGACGCGCUGGGAAUCGGGACUUACCACAACAUCGCCUUCAUCCACCCCGACACGCCCAUCAUUAAAGCCCUGAACGUCUUCGUGGAGAGACGAGUGUCCGCCUUACCUGUUGUGGACGAAUCAGGGAAAGUCGUAGAUAUUUAUUCCAAAUUUGAUGUAAUUAACCUUGCUGCUGAAAAAACAUACAAUAACCUAGAUAUCACCGUGACCCAGGCACUUCAGCACCGUUCCCAGUACUUUGAGGGCGUGGUCAAGUGCAGUAAGCUGGAAAUAUUGGAGACCAUUGUGGAUAGAAUAGUAAGAGCGGAGGUCCAUCGGCUGGUGGUGGUGAAUGAAGCAGAUAGUAUUGUGGGUAUUAUUUCCCUGUCAGAUAUUCUGCAAGCCCUCAUCCUCACCCCACCAGGUGUCAAACAAAAGGAGCCGAAAACUGAAUGACUUUUGUGAAUGGAGCCCUUGUCGGACUUGAACUAAGAUUCCGGGUCACGCUUUGCCUCAUGAACACUGAUGCCAUGGAAGGGAGGAGAAUGGCCAAGAAUGUAUAUCAGGGUUUAGUGAUGGGUAUCUUUUCCAGUGAUGUUGAAACUAAGCAUAAAAAAAGAGGACUCUAUGUUUUUGAAGGUCAGGCUUGCAUUAAAAGGCUAUUUUCAGACCUCUGUCUGAAAGAUUUCAAGUGCUGUAUGUCAUUAAAGUGCACUGUGUCCUGAAA
This is a messenger RNA of Myotis myotis, 2334 nucleotides long. RefSeq names its product protein kinase AMP-activated non-catalytic subunit gamma 2 (gene PRKAG2). The coding region runs from base 363 to 2063 and encodes 566 amino acids. The record is from RefSeq and is a predicted model, not a curated record. Lineage: Eukaryota; Metazoa; Chordata; Mammalia; Chiroptera; Vespertilionidae. The transcript has 16 exons.